Cydia splendana is the source of this 1519-nucleotide messenger RNA. RefSeq names its product RCC1-like G exchanging factor-like protein. Lineage: Eukaryota; Metazoa; Arthropoda; Insecta; Lepidoptera; Tortricidae. Gene Ontology annotation, molecular function: guanyl-nucleotide exchange factor activity; rRNA binding. The transcript has 7 exons. The record is from RefSeq and is a predicted model, not a curated record. Bases 93 to 1454 code for a protein of 453 amino acids. Gene Ontology annotation, cellular component: mitochondrial inner membrane. Gene Ontology annotation, biological process: positive regulation of mitochondrial translation.
GUGCAUAACAUAACCUUUAUUUUUGUACUCUGUGAUACAAUUUAAAUUGCACAAAUAAAUAUAAAACGUGAUGUGAAUAACUUUACAUUAAAAUGCAAGCUUUAAAAAAAAUAUUGCAUAAUAGAAACUUUAGCGCCCUAGCACCUAGGGCUUACGGUACUACUAAAAAGAAAAUACCGACCUCCACAGACGAAGAAUUACCAAUUUUUCAGUACUCGGUGAGCAAGAGUUCUGAUCGGCGGGUGUAUGCAUGGGGCUUGGCUGAGACUGGAGCCCUGGGCAUUCACAUGCCGCGGGGCAAGAAGCGAGGAAAGAAAGCUUACAAGAACAAUUUUUCGUUGGCCUGGUACCCAAUGAGGUCUACUUUUGGAGAAAAAAUUGAUGUAACAGAUAUAGCAUGCGGAUACGGGUUCACAGUAUCUUCGGUAAAGACUAGUGAACAGCACAAAGUGUUUGGUAUGGGCAUCAACACAGAUUCACAGAUCGGUUAUCAUGCUCCGCGCAUGGGACAUCCACUAGAGUUGUUGUUGAGCCCCGCACCCAUUUAUGUACCUUAUAAAUCUUUAGAAACUAAAAUAACUGGCCUAGCUGCCGGUAGAGCCCAUACAGUAAUACUCACAGACACAGAAGGAGCAUACACAUUAGGCAACAACGCGUACGGCCAAUGCGGCCGUAAAAUAAACAGUCACGAGGAAUAUAAAGGAAGCAUGGUCACAUACAACAUACGCAGUCUGGGCAAGGAGAGAAUCACGAAUGUGAGCUGCGGGCAAGAUCACACUCUGUUCAUAACAGAAUCGGGUCGAGUGUGGGCGUGCGGGUGGGGCGCGGACGGUCAGACGGGUCUCGGGACGUAUGACAACGCUAGUGCGCCUGCCCCGGUGAAGGGCGACAUUACUAGCGAGAGGAUCGUCAAGGUGGCUUCGACUGGGGACUGCGUGUUGGCUCUUAGCGAUAAAGGAGAGCUUUUCGGCUGGGGCAACUCUGAGUACGGACAAGUCCCAAUGGCGACACAGCACCAGCAAGUGAAUAUGUCGUAUGCAUUGUACAGUUUCACUCGAGGACUGGGCAAGAUCGUCGAUAUAGCUAGUGGAGGCUCUUUCUGUCUUAUUGCUAACGAACAAGGCGACGUCUUCGUAUGGGGCUACGGACUACUAGGUCUCGGCCCCAACGUGUCCAACAGCACCAAACCCAAGCUAAUACCGCCAGCUUUCUUCGGCCGCAACGAAUUCAACCCCGAAUGCGUGGUUCAGCAGGUGGUCUGCGGUAUCGGACAUCUAGCAGCUAUUACCAAUAAUGGGGACCUUUAUAUGUGGGGAAGAAAUAGACAUGGCUGUUUAGGCUUAGGUCAUUGUAAGGACCAGCAUUUUCCCAUGAAAGUGGCGGUUGGCGCACAUGUCCUAAAAGUAGCCUGCAGCGUGGAUCACACUAUAGCCUUGAGUAAACCGUUUGUGUAGAGUAGAAUGUUUGGGUAUGCUGAGAGACCUGAUGUUUAUGUUAAAUAAAAAGUUAAUUUCCUUCA